AUGCCGCGUCCAACGGCGCCUACUAACGAUGACAUUGCCUUCUUGAAUGAACCCUACAAUCCCCUCUACAACCCUCUACCAGCCCGUCCCAUCUUGGUCCACCAACGAAACAGCUACGACCGCCACGUCUUCGUCGAACGCCCCUGGUUCGGGCACAUCCUCUUCGACAACGAGGACUCCGAUGCCCGGGACCACUGUGCCGCUGAGCGAACCUUCCUCUCCUGGCUCCGCCUAGCAACCUACAUGGCCGUCGUCGCCGUGGCCAUCUUGAUAUCAUUCCAUCUCAAGCACGAGCCCACGGCCAUUGAACGACGCGUUGCUCUGCCCUUUGGCCUGGUAUUCUGGUUCCUGGCGCUGGCGUGUCUGGUGAGCGGGUUAAGUAAUUAUAUCAAGACGGUGAAUCGGUACUCGAGGAGGCAGGCGUUGGUGCAGAGUGGGGUGGCGACGCAGGUGGUGAGUACUCUUGACUUUGCUCGCAAUUCUGAUAAGGUCGGUAUGCUGACGCUGGAGUUUUAG
Molecule: messenger RNA, 516 nt
Organism: Saxophila tyrrhenica
Lineage: Eukaryota; Fungi; Ascomycota; Dothideomycetes; Mycosphaerellales; Extremaceae
Exons: 3
Coding region: 1-516 (171 amino acids)
Source: RefSeq, a predicted model, not a curated record